Molecule: messenger RNA, 506 nt
Organism: Arabidopsis arenosa
Lineage: Eukaryota; Viridiplantae; Streptophyta; Magnoliopsida; Brassicales; Brassicaceae
Source: the annotation of a GenBank genome assembly
ACUACUAUCUAAACAAGUCUAGAACCGCCUCUUCUGGUUUAGGAGGAGUAGAAGAAGAAAGAAGUGAAAGAUCUCGUGGAGGGUUCAUUCUUGUUCAAGUAUUUACAGGCAGGAAAAAAUGGAGACGCAGAAAAAUCAAGCCGAAAUCCCUUCGAAACCGGCCAUGACUUCAUGUAGGAAGAAGGUAAAGGAUGAUGCCACUUUCUUUGAGGACGUCAAAGAUCACAUUGAUGACUUCAUACAUGCCUCGAUGGAUGAACACAAGACCUGUUUCCAGAAGACCAUCAAGAAGAUGUUUGGAUUAUCAAAGGCGGUCGCAGAGAAGCAAGCUGAGGAGGCAAAGGGAGUCGAGAGUCAAUUGCCUCUUCAGACGACAGUGUCAGAGUGAAGACUAGGUUCUUUCCAGCUUGGUUUGAUGUCAUUUCUCUUGUUUAACAUCACAUCCAAGUUUCUUUGUAAAUUAACUUUUCUGACCAAAGAAACCAGAAUAAAAUUCAAACAUUUCA